GCCCACCGCAGCGGACAGCGCUGAGAGAAGCGGCGACCCAGGGCCCGAGCCGGAGAGCAGCAGUUGUAGCCACUCGCCCAGAAACCAGACACCAUGUGCGACGAAGACGAGACCACCGCCCUCGUGUGCGACAAUGGCUCCGGUCUGGUGAAAGCCGGCUUCGCCGGCGACGAUGCCCCUAGGGCCGUGUUCCCAUCCAUCGUGGGCCGCCCCCGCCACCAGGGCGUCAUGGUGGGUAUGGGUCAGAAAGACUCCUACGUGGGGGACGAGGCUCAGAGCAAGCGAGGUAUCCUGACCCUGAAGUACCCCAUCGAGCACGGCAUCAUCACCAACUGGGACGACAUGGAGAAGAUCUGGCACCACACCUUCUACAAUGAGCUCCGCGUGGCUCCCGAGGAGCACCCCACCCUGCUCACCGAGGCCCCCCUCAACCCCAAGGCCAACCGCGAGAAGAUGACCCAGAUCAUGUUUGAGACCUUCAACGUGCCCGCCAUGUACGUGGCCAUCCAGGCUGUGCUCUCGCUCUACGCUUCCGGCCGUACCACUGGCAUCGUGCUCGACUCCGGCGACGGUGUCACCCACAACGUGCCCAUCUAUGAGGGCUACGCCCUGCCUCACGCCAUCAUGCGCUUGGAUCUGGCCGGGCGCGACCUCACGGACUACCUGAUGAAGAUCCUCACUGAGCGUGGCUAUUCCUUCGUGACCACAGCUGAGCGCGAGAUCGUGCGCGACAUCAAGGAGAAGCUGUGCUACGUGGCCCUGGACUUCGAGAACGAGAUGGCUACGGCCGCCUCCUCCUCCUCCCUGGAGAAGAGCUACGAGCUGCCCGAUGGGCAGGUCAUCACCAUCGGCAACGAGCGUUUCCGCUGCCCGGAGACGCUCUUCCAGCCCUCCUUCAUCGGCAUGGAGUCCGCCGGCAUCCAUGAGACCACCUACAACAGCAUCAUGAAGUGCGAUAUCGACAUCAGGAAGGACCUCUACGCCAACAAUGUCAUGUCUGGCGGCACCACCAUGUACCCGGGUAUCGCCGACCGCAUGCAGAAGGAGAUCACCGCGCUGGCUCCCAGCACCAUGAAGAUCAAGAUCAUUGCCCCACCCGAGCGCAAAUACUCGGUCUGGAUCGGCGGCUCCAUCCUGGCCUCGCUGUCCACCUUCCAGCAGAUGUGGAUCACCAAGCAGGAGUACGACGAGGCCGGCCCCUCCAUCGUCCACCGCAAAUGCUUCUAAACACAAUCACAUCUCCCGUGUGCUACUUCUCCUCAGGAUGACAAGUCUGUUAAAAGUUUCAGGUGGCUGAUCUCGAGCUACAGCCAAGUAACUUUCCCUCGUAACAACUUCCGUUGAUAUUAUGCUGCCAAACUGACACGGUGUUUAUAAAGUGUACAUACAUUAAUUUAUUUUACCUCAUUUUGUUAUUUUUAAAACAAUGCCCUGUGGAAGGAAAUGGAAAACUUGAAGAAGCAUUAAUUAAACUCAGUCAUUCUGUUACGCUGCGUAAA
Molecule: messenger RNA, 1499 nt
Organism: Choloepus didactylus (southern two-toed sloth)
Lineage: Eukaryota; Metazoa; Chordata; Mammalia; Pilosa; Megalonychidae
Gene: ACTA1
Product: actin alpha 1, skeletal muscle
Exons: 7
Coding region: 94-1227 (377 amino acids)
Biological process (GO): skeletal muscle thin filament assembly
Cellular component (GO): actin filament; stress fiber; striated muscle thin filament
Source: RefSeq, a predicted model, not a curated record